GUGGGAGUAUUUUACGAGGUGGGGUGCGCGCGCCGCAUGCUUCUUGCUUGUUUUGAUCCCGUAUUCCUCCCCUGCUCAUGUGCUUUUCCUCGUUCCCACAGCUUUGUCGUAUACACCAUCAGCAACCGCAGUCUCUUCUCCUUCUGGACAAAAACCAAAAACGUCCCCCGUCUCACCCCUUCUCAAUUCGAGCGCAUCGUCGCGGCAUCCCACAACGCCAAGGAAGCACUCGCGCUGUUCGAGCAGGCCUCGCCUUACCUCUUCUCCGUAAAACCCAUAUCUCAGAACCGCACCGGGUUUCCAGGGGAAGGCGGCCAUUGUGACCUCUACGAAGGCCCUGUCACCGAAGACGAUGCCGAGCGUGUGAAGAAGGCAUGGCAGGAGUUGGGCAAAUCUGCUGAUGGGCUGGCCAACACGUACCUUGUCAAGCACGCCGAUGGGAGUUAUGAGGUUAAGAUUGCCUGCAUCGAGGUGAAGGAAAAGGAGACCCAACAACUGGAUGAUUUGAAACUGGUCGUUUCGUACGGAGCGGAUAGGGAAGAGCUCCAGCUCAUGGUCGACGAAAUCAAGCAGGCUAUCCCAUUCGCGCCGGGCGAGCUCCAACCUCAGAUUCUGCGCAAGUACAUUGAAUAUUUCACCACUGGCGACUUCCGCAUCAAACGGGAAAUCGGGAGAUUGUUCAUUAAUGAUAAGGAAGCAAUCAUCGACUUGAAUAUCGGCUACGAUUGGACCUACGGCGACCCUGACGGAAGCAGGGGUGUUUUUGAUGGUUUCGUUGGCGCCGUCAACAAGGAACAUGGCAUCAAGUACCACAAUCUGGUCCUCAAAGGCCCCGAGAUCCUCCGCGAGCUGCCGUACCCCGACCAAUACCACGGCGAAUUCAUCGCACCGUCCUUCAAAGCCAUCGACUUGUUAACCACCCGCGGCUUCAUGUACGGCAUCGCGAUCGAAGCCACCGACGACAUUGGAAACAUAUGUGGGAUGAAGCAGUUUGAAAUGUCGAAUAUUGCAAACGCGAUGAAAUCUCAGGAGAACUUGUACCUCUCCGACGAAGAUCAUGCGUUGGUUGUGAAAGCCGGAAACGGGAUCAUGUGUUUGAUGUUGGGGUUGCAUGAGUUGUUGGGACAUGGGGCCGGGAAGGAUUUCAGGGAGGAUGAGAAUGGGAAGUUGAACUUCGAUCAGGAAGCGACGAGGGACCCGUUCAGCGGAGAGUUUGUAAAAUCUUGGUACAAGCCGGGUCAAUCCUUCAACAACGUCUUCAGCAGCAUCGCGUCCGCCUACGAAGAAUGCCGCGCCGAACUCGCAACCCUAGUCCUCGCCCACAACCCCACCGCCCUUCGCGUCUUCGGCUACGAAAAAGAGACCCAAGCCGCGCACGACGCAACUUACAUCGUCUACAUCAACAUGUGCCUGCAAGGCCUGGCCGCCGUCGGGUCCUACGACCUCGAAUCCCAAAGAGUCCCCCAAGCGCAUGCAAUGGCCCGUUUCGUCAUCCUCCGCGCCAUGCUCGAGUGCGGGUUCGCGACCGUCACCAAAGAAACAGACGGGAAAGUAUCCCUCCGUUUCCGCCGAGACCUCCUCGACACCGCCGCCCGCGACGCCGCGAGGGAUCUGUUGGCGAAGAUGCAGGUCGCAAAGUCCACGGGCGAUCUCCACGCCGUCGGCGCGAGGGAAUAUGUGAGGCUUAUGGGCUUGACGGAGGAGUUGAGGGGGGUUCGGGAGGUUGUUGCGGGUAACGCCGCGAAGAAGGUGGUUCCGGUUUUUGUGCAGGGGAAUACGGUGCUGCGGGAGGACGGGGAGGUUGAGUUGAGGGAGUAUGAGGCGAAUUGGGAGGGGGCUGUCAAGGCGUUGUUUGAGAGGGUGGGGUGAAAGGAUGUUUGGUGUAAUGGUGGAGCUCGUAGACUCGUAGCGUGGACUGAAUUUCGUACCUUUACCCGGCGUAAUAUGGAGAUCUCUAGAAAUGUUAUGGCGACGCACUGGAAUGUUCGGAUAUUAGCCCUGCUGAGAGAGGGGAUGGUGGAGAAGGCGGUGGACAACUUGAGUGCGAGCGGCUGUUGUCUUCAUUGAGUCCAAAAAUGGUUACCAUCCAAAACGGACGGGUGGUGUUGGGGAGGUGGCUGCAGUAGUAGGCGGACUUCCCAUCUCAAGUCCCGGUGUAAUGCGAUUCAUGGGUGCGUGGAAUAUGAUUUUGAG
Molecule: messenger RNA, 2193 nt
Organism: Fimicolochytrium jonesii
Lineage: Eukaryota; Fungi; Chytridiomycota; Chytridiomycetes; Spizellomycetales; Powellomycetaceae
Product: peptidase family M49-domain-containing protein
Exons: 2
Coding region: 37-1869 (610 amino acids)
Cellular component (GO): cytoplasm
Molecular function (GO): dipeptidyl-peptidase activity
Source: RefSeq, a predicted model, not a curated record